Molecule: messenger RNA, 928 nt
Organism: Anopheles cruzii
Lineage: Eukaryota; Metazoa; Arthropoda; Insecta; Diptera; Culicidae
Product: fibrinogen-like protein A
Exons: 1
Source: RefSeq, a predicted model, not a curated record
AUUAUCUGGAUUUGCUUUCGAGAUGCUCAUGGCAAAGCUAGACUACAUGCAGUCAAGUGUUCGGGAACUAAAGAGCGAAUGGGCCAAGCAGCGGGAAGAGGCUGCGCAAUGCCAAAAUAACAGCGAUAAAAGCCUGGUCGACAUUAAGAGGGCCGUGCAGAACAAUUUAGAUUCGAUGCGUCAAUUGGAGGAUAAUGUUGGACGCAACUUUACUCUCCUACAGGACCGAUCAUGGCAGAUCUUUGCGCUACAAGCUACGCAUACUGCAAUGAAGACCAAUCUUCGUUCAUAUGUACCCUAUCGCUCGUGCAGUGACAUUCGGAAUGCACAGUCUGGGGUAUAUAUUAUCCAGGCGACCGAUGAAAGCAACCCUUUUAUGGCGUACUGUCACCGGGAUAUGAAGGGUGGAGGCAUCUGGUUGGUGAUACAGCACCGAUUCGAUGGAUCGCUAAACUUCUAUCGCAACUGGACCGAGUAUCGGAAUGGUUUUGGUGACAUUGAGCAAGAGUUCUGGAUCGGACUGGAACAACUAUAUCAGCUGACAUCGGGGCGACCCCAUGAACUGAUGGUUGAGCUGAGAGACUUUAAGGGGAAUUAUAAAUUUGCACUCUUCGCAGCAUUCGAGAUCGGCAAUGAAACCGAACAAUACAAUCUGAAAACCCUUGGAGCGUACAACGGAACUGCAGGCGAUUGUCUGUCAUACCACAAGAAUAUGAAAUUCACUACGUACGAUCGUGAUAAUGACGAAUAUAGUCCCCGAAAUUGUGCUGCAUUUCAUGAAGGUGCCUGGUGGUACAAACGCUGCUCGUACUCCAAUUUGAACGGGCCAUACAAGAACAUAGUAGAUCAUAAAUCGAUGAGCUGGUACGACUACAGCGAUUCCUAUGAAGGACUGAGCUUUUCAAGAAUGAUGAUCCGACCAAAAUGA